Molecule: messenger RNA, 1518 nt
Organism: Haemonchus placei
Lineage: Eukaryota; Metazoa; Nematoda; Chromadorea; Rhabditida; Trichostrongylidae
Source: the annotation of a GenBank genome assembly
AUGCGCGCAAUCGCUUUCAUCCCCCUCUUCUACAAGAGAGCUUUUUUUNUUUUUUUCAAAGAGUCCAAAGACCUGUGUUCGAAAGCGGAGGCUUUUUGCUUCAGAAUCGUUGAUACAGCAAAAUCCACAGGAUUGAGAUCGGGGAAUUUGAAGGUCAACCCUGCUCCCGAAAUUCCGGAGCUUCCUUGUGGUCAAGUGCUACGUGUGGACCUGCUGUCAAACUGGGGUGACCCCACUUAUGUCGGCCUGAACGCCAUCGAGAUUUUCACAGACAGCGGGAAACGGUCAGAAGUUAUUAAAGCUGUAAAACAUUCCUAUCACUCCCGGGAGACGUGCAGUAGGAUCGGUUGUAACUACAGCGAAUCACGAGUCCAUGCUCAAAUGGGAGUGCGACAUCUUCGUGCCGAACUGGAUAACCUCACCAUAUUCGACGGCGAGAUCGACUGCGCUUUUACUGACCGUGACACUGCACCCAUGGGAGAAUGGCGGCUCUGUCUUUUCUCAGAAUACUCCUCCACUGUCCGCAUGAUAUUACUCAUCAGGAUACAAACUAACCACGAACUCUGCCCAUCGGAAUGUGCCUUAGAAGGAAUUCUGCUCACUGUUUACUUUCCAGUUCUGCAUUUGGAACUUUGCGAAAACUGGGGUGCAAGGGAUCUGAUCGGACUGAAUGGUCUGGAGUUGCUCGGCAAUCGACAGAGUGUCAUUGAUCCUUCCACAGUCACGAUCUCUGCCAGUGGCCAGAGCGAUCCUCAAAGGCUUCUGAAUGGCAAAAAUCUCACUCGAUCUCCCGAAGAUGUUUGGUUAAGCUCAUUCGAAGCUAAUAGCACAACAACAAUCACCAUCAACUUUUCAAAACCUUCUGAACUUACUGGUAUUUCUUUCUGGAACUACAACGUUUCACCAGAGAUGUCUUAUGCUGGUGUUCGUCUUUUGCACAUAUUCAUCAAUGGGCGAUUGAUUGCCAGUAAUGUGCUUCUACGGAAGGCGCCAGGUUAUGUAUUUUUCGACUUCGUUCAGGAUGUCUUCAUAGACCGCCCUACUACAGCUCGCCCAUUGACUCGUCCGAUGACAAGCUCCAUCUACGGAUGUGAGUGGUUGUUAGCACUAGAUGUCUUAUGCUGGUGUUCNGGCAUCGAACUUUACGACCGACGACAUGAACGGAUCAAAGUCAAAGCACAUAAUUUGGCUGCUUUUCCUGAAAGCGUCAACAUUCUGCCAACUGUCGAUGGUGACCCUCGUACGAGUCUUAACCUUAUAAAUGGUUGCAACGAUACUGAUAGGGCCGAAGAAAUGUGGUUGACGCCCAUGUUACCAAAUCGCUGCGCCCGGGUGUUUUUCGUGUUUGACAUGCCAGUUGCCGUUUCCACAGUCGUCAUUUACAACUACCGGAAAACCCCUGCUCGAGGAGUUCGACAUAUUUCUGUCUCUGUCGACGAUCUAAUUGUCUACUCCGGUGACGUUCCAGCGAGCACAGUCGAGAAGACAGGGAUCCUCGAGAUCAAUUUCCGAGAGUAG